ACAACCCAUAUUCACUCCCAGGGGCAGCGUGUUCUUUGUUCCUACGCUCCACGCCGCAACCUACCUACCCUAACCAUUCCGAUAAGGCCGACGAUACCUCCGAACACACCCUCUCCUCCACCAUGGCGGUCAAGGCAGUUGUCCCCUUUCUCGUAGCUAUGAUGCUACUAACGGGAGUGUGCAAUACACUGCUGACAAAGUAUCAAGACAUGCAAUGCAUCAAGAACUGCGACUCUCCCUCCAAGAAAUACCGCGAACACUUCGAGCAGCCCGUGCUCCAGACACUCCAAAUGUUCAUCGGUGAAAUGGGCUGCUGGCUCGUCAUCGGCGCUUUCUCCGCCUACCAACGCUACGUUUCACGCAAAGCAGGUUACGAAGCUAUUCCGAACGCAGUCGACGAGGGCACUGUCACACCGGCGCUGUCAGAAGAGAGCGAGACAGGCGAUGUUGCGAAUCCGCUAAAGCCUGCGCAUCCGGAUGACGAGGGAAGGAUACCGUUGACGGGUACGAAUGUGCUGUUGCUUGCGCUGCCCGCGUGUUGCGACAUUGCCGGAACAACGCUUAUGAAUGUCGGACUGCUGUUUGUGGCCGCAAGUAUCUACCAGAUGACGAGAGGUGCGCUGGUGCUCUUUGUUGGGCUGUUCAGCGUUAUCUUCUUGAAGCGACACCUCGGCCUCUACAAGUGGUUCUCUCUGUUCGUCGUAGUCUUCGGCGUUGCAAUCGUUGGACUGGCGGGCGCGAUUACCAGGGACGACAAGGCUACGCCAUCGCAUCAGGCCCUUGCACAGACAGGAGUUGAUACGCUUGGAGAAGACGUGGACACGAAGGCGGUGUCUCAGGCUGUCAUGACCGUCAUUGGCGUCUUGCUGAUCGCUGGAGCUCAGAUCUUCACGGCCACACAGUUUGUGCUUGAGGAGCGCAUUAUGGAGAAGUACUCCAUGGAGCCCAUCAGGGUUGUCGGUUGGGAGGGCAUCUUUGGUUUCCUGGUCACGGUGCUCGUUAUGGUAAUUCUCCACUUCGCGAUUGGGACUGGGUACUUCAACGCGAGGGAGGGGCUCUACCAGAUGACACACUUCCCUGCCAUCGCCAUCAGCUCCAUUCUUAUUAUGAUCAGUAUCGGUGGCUUCAACUUUUUCGGUCUCAGCGUAACCCGCACCGUCUCCGCUACCUCUCGCUCCACCAUCGACACCUGUCGUACCCUGUUUAUCUGGAUCGUCUCCCUCGGCCUUGGAUGGGAGACCUUCAAGUGGCUCCAGGUCGCCGGCUUUGCGCUGCUUGUGUACGGCACGUUCCUUUUCAACGACCUUGUGCGACCGCCACUAAAGGCCUGCUACGAGAGGCAUCAUGAACAGCUACUACCCGAAGAGCCCAUUGAGCAUAUCUAGAGAAAGAGCCAGGUAUAGCUUACUGUAUAUAUCGCGCAUAAGAUUUCGAUCCAAGCAUGAGGAUUUCGGGUGUCUGGCGCACGAGGCUCAGCAUUGGAGGUUGUCUGAUAUAGCACAUUUUCUAGAGCGGUUUUGAUCUUGUUCGCAAUUGCAUAGAGCGUUACUUAUCUUCCGUUAUCAUGCCUUUACUCUUGCUUAUGAUGCUUGAAUGGAUGCUAUACCGGCUGCUAUCCUCGGCAUACGAUUCGGCGGCUUGGAGGCGUGACCUU
Molecule: messenger RNA, 1654 nt
Organism: Trematosphaeria pertusa
Lineage: Eukaryota; Fungi; Ascomycota; Dothideomycetes; Pleosporales; Trematosphaeriaceae
Product: integral membrane protein-like protein
Exons: 3
Coding region: 123-1385 (420 amino acids)
Biological process (GO): pyrimidine nucleotide-sugar transmembrane transport
Cellular component (GO): Golgi membrane; intracellular membrane-bounded organelle
Molecular function (GO): pyrimidine nucleotide-sugar transmembrane transporter activity
Source: RefSeq, a predicted model, not a curated record